CAGUUGGUGCGAGUAAAUUGGAAACAGCGACACUACCGCUACACGCCAGAGAUAAGACUGACAGAAGAAGACAGAGAUCACCGGGCAAAUCUGGCGGAUGCCCUGCUUGAUUCCGCCAUGGACGUAGCUUCCGUUUGCUCCCUCCCUUUACAUCCUCCAUUUCCAAGUUAUGGGAAAGCCAAGUAUUCAUCUCGGCCGUCUUUGAUUCGGGUUGUACCAUAUAAAGGGUGUUCUCUUUCAUACAACCGGGAGAGAGCAACCACGUCGGUUAAUGCUACUUCAAGAAGAAAUUUUCAUAGUGGGAAGAGACAUACUGAUGUACAAUGGUGUAAUCACAAUGGAAAAUGGAAUCCCGGCAGGAUACAUGAUAUGAAAUUAAAGAGAUCAAACCAAUGGCUGAGACAUAUCGGUGUGAGAUCAGAUCUUGCAGGAGCUGCAACCCCUGAAUCUGCUUUCCCAAAACCAGAGCUUAAACUCGGCUCAAAAAUCAGAGGAAUAUGCUUUUAUACCGUUACAGCCAUUGCAGCCAUCUUUCUCUUUGUCCUGAUGGUGAUUGGCCAUCCUUUUGUCCUUCUUUUUGAUCGAUAUAGGAGAAAGUUCCAGCACCUGAUAGCUAAAAUCUGGGCUACCAUAAGUAUUUUACCGUUUUACAAAAUCAAGAUUGAGGGUUUGGAGAAUCUGCCACCACCCGACACUCCUGCCGUAUAUGUCUCCAACCACCAGAGUUUUCUGGACAUAUACACGCUUCUAACUCUAGGAAGAUGCUUCAAGUUCAUCAGCAAGACGGGGAUUUUCCUGUAUCCUAUCAUCGGCUGGGCCAUGUUCAUGUUGGGUGUCAUUCCCUUGAAGCGAAUGGACACCAGAAGCCAGAUGGAUUGCCUGAAACGGUGCAUUGAUCUUGUCAAGAAGGGAGCAUCGGUCUUUUUCUUCCCCGAAGGAACACGAAGUAAAGACGGAAAGUUAGGUCCUUUCAAGAGAGGCGCAUUUACGGUAGCUUCGAAAACUGGAGCUCUUGUAGUGCCGAUAACUCUGAUGGGGACGGGCGAAAUCAUGCCUACUGGGUGUGAAGGCAUUCUGAAUCAUGGAACAGUUAAAGUUAUCAUUCACAAACCUAUCCAAGGAAGUAAAGCAGAUGUUCUCUGCAACGAGGCCAUGAAAGUGAUCGCAGAUUCUUUGAAUCUCUUGAGCUGAUCAACCGCCAUUGCAGAGUCUGAGAAGGGGAAAACAAGAAAUGCUGAAGGAUCACUUAACACGUCUGGAGAAGACAUGGUUUCAGAUGUUAUUGUCGGAAGUAAGAUGGGGCGAAAGCUUAAAGCUGUUUUGGAUUUGGAAGAAUCUACGAAUGAGUUCCCUUUUUCUUCGGUGUUUUGAUAGAUCUUCAGGCUUUGGCCUUUGCACUAUAACUCCAAAAAGAAUUUAAAAAAAAAAUCUUUUUUUUACC
This is a messenger RNA of Tarenaya hassleriana, 1441 nucleotides long. Its product is annotated as 1-acyl-sn-glycerol-3-phosphate acyltransferase 1, chloroplastic. The record is from RefSeq and is a predicted model, not a curated record. The transcript is spliced from 7 exons. Gene Ontology annotation, molecular function: 1-acylglycerol-3-phosphate O-acyltransferase activity. The coding region runs from base 118 to 1191 and encodes 357 amino acids. Gene Ontology annotation, biological process: phosphatidic acid biosynthetic process. NCBI's taxonomy places the organism in Eukaryota, Viridiplantae, Streptophyta, Magnoliopsida, Brassicales, Cleomaceae.